Molecule: messenger RNA, 11237 nt
Organism: Linum trigynum
Lineage: Eukaryota; Viridiplantae; Streptophyta; Magnoliopsida; Malpighiales; Linaceae
Source: the annotation of a GenBank genome assembly
UACCUACGGGCUAUUUCUACACAAUAAAUAAAAGCCAAAUGAGAAAAAUUGAAGCCCCAUUUCAAAUUUCAUGCAUCCAGAGUGAAAGUAGGUGUAACACCUUAGGCAAAUCCCACAUCGACAAAGCACGAGAGAGAUUCAUGGUUCAUAAGUAGGAAACCGACUUUAACUGACAAGACGCGUUUUGGGGUGUAAUGGAGGAGUUUUUCUGAGAACUCCGAAGUUAAACGUGCUCAGUGUGGAGUACAACAAGGAUGGAUAACCUUUUGGGGAGUCACCUUGAAUUGCACCCCAAGUCAAAAACCGUGAGGGUCGAAGCCCAAAGCGGACAAUAUCUUCGUCGGGAAAAGGUUCGGGAUGUUACAAGUGGUAUCAGAGCCUCUCCGCGUCCCUCUUGAACGAUGGUGGGGCAAACCUCAAUGAGGGCGUUGAGUCCCAAGGGGGGGAGGCAUGUAAAACCUUAGGCAAAUCCCACAUCGACAAAGCAUGGGAGAGAUCCAUGGUUCAUAAGUAGGAAACCGGCCUUAACUGACAAGACGCGUUUUGUGGUGUAAUGGAGGAGUUCUUCUGAGAACUCCGAAGUUAAACGUUCUCAGUGUGGAGUACAACAAUAAUGAGUGACCUUAUGGGAAGUCACCUUGAAUUGCAAUAUCUUCGUCGGGAAAAGGUUCGGGAUGUUACAGUAGGAAGGACAUUUUGGUCUUCACAAUUACUUUUUUUUUAUUCAUUAAAAAGACACUUACUAGGAUUCGACCCAUGACCACUUUAAAGAAAAUCAAAGAUCAUAACAAGUAGGAAGAACAUUUUGGUCUUCACAAUUACUUUUUUUGAUUCAUUAAAAAGACACUUACUAGGAUUCGACCCAUGACCACUUUAAAGAAAAGCAAAGAUCAUAACCAAUCACACUAAGUACAUUUGUUGUAACUUUUUAAAUUAAAAACAUAUAAUCGCAGAGAGGAAAAAACCCUUCCCCCAUUUCAAAUUCCCUGCUCCAGGAGUGUUUGUAUGAAGGGUAGAAUAGGGAGUGUCAAUUUUUUUUCUUUUUUCCUCUGUGGAACUGGCCAACUUACCGUACACAUGCCGAUUUAAACGGGUUCAGGAAUGUCAAUUUUUUUUACGUCCUUUUAUUUCUCCGUGGUGGUAAAAAUAUAUGAAAAGGCAAAAACAAUACUCCUUUUUAUUGCUAAAAAGAAAAAAAAUAACAAUAAACUAAUGCAUGGCUUCUAAUGGCUAACCGCUAAUCAUAAAAUAAAAGAGUUGAAUUGGCCUGAUCUACACGGGAUUUUCCCAUCAAGUAAAACAAAUGAACAUCAUGGGUUUGCUAUUCUAAAAUAAGCUAUUUUCUCUAUCAUAAUAUAUAUUAUGCUAUUAUUUCAUAUCUUAGUGGCUAAAAUAUAAUGUAUUUUAAAAUUAUUCAAUGGUUUAACCUCGACCAACCCAAUUAGUCCAAUUUUUAUCAUUUCAAAUAUAUAAUAUGUAAUUAUUUGAUAUCAUAAUGAUUAAAUUAUAGUGUAUAUUAUAGGGAAUCGUUUUUUAUUUGUUAGUAAAAAACUAAACAGAAAGAUCUAUUUGGUUAUAUUUUACAUUAAAAUGAUCCUAAACAUUUUCAGUUUCUUUUCGAAAAUCCAAAUUAGAAAGUUUAAAAGUAAAGAAUAGUUAGAGUUUGCAUGGGUCGGUCAAACAGGCUGAAUUUCAAGUUUUGGCCCGUUUUGAUCAAGUCUAAUUUAUAAUCACAUGGUUCCCUGAUACCCAAUAAAAAUCUCAAUCCAAACCAGUUUGGCAGGUGAGUCCGUGUUUACCACCAUUUUCUAGGGAUACAGGAACGGUGGUUCCUAUCCCAAAUCGUGUUGUUCAUUCUUGAUUUUAGAUUUUAUCAUGGCUUGGCAAAAAACCAGAAAGCACAAUGACGACAAGAUGAAAGUUUUAUAAAGCAAAUUAAUCGGCCAACGGGCCGAGUAAAAGCUAGCAACGAUUGUGAGAUGCUCAUUUUCCGAAAACCGGCGGGAUAGGCGAUUUUUUAUUUGAUUUUUUGGAAUUCGGUUUCUAUAAAACUUACUCCACCUCAUCAUAUUACCAGAAACAAUAUUGUUUGACAAGGUAACAGGUACUUGAUUUUGGUUCAUAAGGCUGAUUUUUUAUUUGUUGCAUCAUUCAUGUUUCUUUCCUACUAAAAUUCACUAUUUUUAUCACGCGUUUCCAAAAAAAAAAACUAUACAACAAUAAGCUAUACAUCCCAUUACAUUAUUAAAUUUCAUACCUCAACUUCCUCCGGCCAAAUGGCCGGGGCCCACGCUAGUAUAUAAUGAAAUUAAUGAUACACACAACUAAUAGCUUCUCUCAAAGCUUCAAUAAAAAAUAGCAGCUCUCAAAUUGAUUUUGGUUUCUCCGCAAUUUGAAAGAUAGGUACCAAUAUCUACUCGAACCUCCAGCCUUAAUUAACACAUAUGUUGUCUCGUCUUCUGUUGCCUCGUAUAGAAGCUAAAUUGUUCCUUCCGCCACCAACUGACUAAUAUAAUGUACUAGCAAAAUCUCGUUUGCUAUCGUUUCGCGUAUCAGAAAAAUAAAUAUUUUAAUGAGUAAUAAUUUUAAUGUUGACCCAAAAGUGAAAGUAUAUGAUUUGUUAUUUACAAUAGCAUAUGAUCGAUGAACUUGCAUAAGGUAGAAGGGUCAUCGAAUAUAUUAUUUAUGUUUAAACUUCUUUCAUGACGCUAUUGUUUCAAAUUGUAUGGCUAGUAGUUGAUCCUGCUGUAACUUUUGUAGAAUGAAGCAGCUUGUCUGGAUCUUUUCAAUAAGUAUUACAAAAAUAAUUGUGUGUUUAGCUGAAAAACUAUCAUAAUUACUUUCUAAUAUAAGAGAUAAUGUAAAAUGACUAAAAAUAUUUCUAACAUAGAAUAUGAAUACAAUUUCUACAAAUGAAAAAGUACUUAAAAUGGAUCACGUUAGAUUUAUUUUAUAUUAAAUGAUAUUAGUUUUCAAUUUAUAUUUUAUAAUGAUAUAAAUGAAAAAAAAUUAUAUUUUCUGGAAAAAGAAUAAUAUAUGGUGACAAUUAUGUAUUUUCAAAUCGAAACUUCUGCUUUUAAGUUACGAAAAGUUUCAACUUUUGAAAAAGCGAAACUUUAGAGGUGUUUGGCUUGACUUCAACUUUUGAAACAUAAACCUUCUAAAAUUCGGGCCAAACAUAAUCGUACUCUUUUGGCUUUCUUUUUUUUGGGUUUGAGGUGAUCGUGGUUCUCCUUUAUGAAAAUUUUGGACUGAUUGCAGGUUUGAGAAGGUUCAACUCGCAUGGAUCGGGUCAAAUUAGGUUGGAUACCUAUGGAUUUGGGUCCAAUUGUCUUUCUCAAACAAAAAGAAAAAGAGAAAUGAAAAACACUAAAGCUAAAAAUCGCUACCGAUUCAAAACUCGUCAACACCAGGUUCAACUCGCUUUGACCUGGUUGAACCGAGUUUUGGGAAAAUUCACACUGGCACAACCCGCCAAUUAAAAAACAGAUAAAACUCACUCCCGCCGAAAACCUGUACAAUCGCGUUCAAAUCGAUUUGGUCGGGUCGAAUUAGGUUGGAUACGUUAUACGUAUGAGUUUGGACUCAAUUGUCAUUCUCAACCAAAAGGAAAAGGGUAAAAAAAAUAUAUACUAAAGCGGAUAAAACUCGCUCACGACCCCAAACUCUCAACAUUGCGUUCAACUCGCUUUGAACGGGUCGACCCAGUUUUAACAAAUUCACAAUUUACCCAACCUGUCAAUUACGAAAGCGGAUAAAACUCACUCUCGAUACGAAACGCGUCAAUAAUGGGUCAAAGUUCAAUUGUCAUUCUCAAUGAAAAGGAAAAUGAGAAAUAAAAAUAAAUAAAGCGUACAAAACUCGCUUUCGAUCUAAAACUGGUCAACAACGUGUUCAACUGCCUUCGACCAAUUUUUUAACAAAUUAACACUUGGUCCAACAUGCCAACUACAAAAGCGGAUAAAGCUCACUCAGAAAACAACACUCAUCAAUACCUUAGAUUUGGGUUCAAUUGUGAAUUGGUGAGCGAUGUUGAGGAUUGGAAAUAACAUAUCUUGUAUGGAUCUUUGGUCGCGGCCAUUGUAAACGGUGGAAGAGAAUGUGGUCAAUGAUAUAAGUUUAGUAGAUAUGAGUUUGAAAUUUGUACAAGUUUGAAUGCCAUGUGUUUAAUAUUGAAAGUCGUCUAAAUUUGUACAAGUUUGAAUACCAUGUGCUAACUUGAUCUGAUGUGACAAUCAACUGUUAUAGUAGACUGUUAAAUAUGUGACGUGACAAUAAAAAAUAAUAACAAUUGAUUUUUUUGUUUUCCACAUCAUUAUCUCAAAAAUAGAAAAUAAACUUAAACCCAUUACCUUUUAAUCCUAAAAAUUAACCUUUUCAACUUUACAAAAUUUUAAGAAUAUUUUGUGGCGGAUAAUGAAUAAAUUAUUUUUCAAAUGCUAUUAUAAGUAUAUAUUCAUUUUUAUAAUUUUGAAAAUAUGAUGAUUUACAUAAUAUUGAAAUGUGUUUUGUCUUUGUCUAGCGUCUAGGCGUGCCUAAGUGUAAAUUUAAACGUAUUUUUUAAAUCAUAUAAUUUAUUAUAUUGAACCUAUCAUGCUAAAAAUUUAUAGUUUAGACAUUGACGUAGCCAGUAUUUGGUCUAAUGUGGGUCCACUUAGAAAAAAAUACACAUUAUAAAAUAAUUUUUUUGUUAACUUUCAUGAUAUAAUAUUAUAUUGGAAAAUUUUGGUUAAUUAAAAUAUAUUAGUAAUCGAAACUAUCAAGAUUAUCACUAUGUGUACCAAAUAAUUAUUAAUAAUUUACUUAGUCGUUCUCUUUAAAAUGAUGUUCUUUGUCAAGAAUCGUUUACUAUCAAUAACUCGAAUUGUUCAUAAAAGUUUGAUAAUGAAUGUUACACAAAACAAUAAUUCACAAUUAAGUUAGUCAUUCGCUUUCGAAUGAUGUUCUUUGUUAAGAAACGUUUAAUAUCAAUAAAUCGAGUUGUAAGGAUAGAUUCAAUACUAUAUUUUAUACCAUUUACUAGUACCCUCAUAAGAAAGUCAGAUUACACAGAAUUGAAGUUUGCCAUAAUCGGAAUACCGUGUGCUUAAGAAAUGAGAUCGCAAAGAUCUAAACAUAAGACCUCUCCAUUAAUUAUUAUCAAUUAGUCCCCAAUUUUUCGACAUCAAUUAACUAUUGUACCUAAUUUAACCAAUUUUCUUCCGAGACAGGAUGAGUCCUCCGCUACUGAGUUUAGAUGGUAUUUUGAGUUAUUUUAACCAUAUAUCGUAAUAUUAAAUAUAAUUUUCCUUAUAUUGUUUUGAUAAACUUUAAUGCCUGCAAAAUCUUGGUUCCACCCUGCCCGAACUGCCCCAACCGGAUCAUCAUGGCCGAGUUCCUGACUCACCUCCUUCUUCCCCAACUGAGUCAACUCGUCACCUCUUUCCCCGCCCGCCCCCAUCUCCUUCUCACACGACCAAACCCUCCCUUCCUUCCUUGCCUGCGCCUGCGCGGCGCAUUCCUUCUCUUUCUUUCUUCUUGGCCGUGCCCAUUUUCGUCUUUUGUUCUCCACCCGAAUAUCAGACGGUCCCAGCCCAUCCACGUCAUCAUCGUCUUCUCCACCCUUCUCUUCCUUGUUCCUCCCUGUCAUCUUCUUCCUUCUUUCUCUCCCUUUCCUUCUCGCUUUACUUUUUUCCCCUUGCAAUUCGGUUAACUGCCUCCUCCUCUCUCCUCCUAGGGUUUCUCCAGAUUCGCUCCCUGCCAACCACAUAAUUUCCAUCCUUCUUUCCACGUCGAGCUCCGAAUUGCUUAUUGCUUCCUCCCAACGACGACGAGGUACCGACUCCAAUCCAAUUUCGAUCUGCUUUCGAAUUCUCGCUUCUUAUAUUGUUUUUGAAUUUUUCGGAUUUGCGAUGUCUGGUGAGCUAGCUCCUCCGGGCUCCGGUUUUAUUAUCGAUUCCCUGUUUUUUUGUUUGUUGUUGUUGUUGUUGUUGUCUAGGGUUUUCAAUUGAAUUGGAGGCUUCGUGGUAUUAUUUUUUUUGGCUCGGGUGUUGAUGCUAUUUUUGGCUGGAUAAAUUCUGUAGGUGUGCGUGUACAGUGUGGUAGUGGGUGUGGUGGAGCUGUUUGUUGUUGAUUCGGGGAGGAGUUUUAGGGGAGCUGUGUUUUCUGAUUUAGGGAGUGAUGGCGAUUGAGAAGAACAACUUUAAGGUGUCUCGGUUUGAUCCAGACUCUUCACCCAAUAGCAGGGGAAGUAUGUCCAGUGAUGAUAAUGGUGGUGAUGAUGGUGAUGACAAUGAGCUUCACCGGAAGGUGUCUGCAGCUGAAUCAGAUGACGAAGGCGACGAUGAUGAAUUUGAUGAUGCGGAUUCAGGGGCGGGAUCAGACGAUUUCGACUUGUUGGAGUUGGGGGAUACUGGGGCCGAGUUUUGUCAAAUUGGUGAUCUGACUUGCAGUGUUCCUUUCGAGUUGUAUGAUCUUUCAGGGUUGGAAGAUAUACUGUCUGUGGAUGUGUGGAAUGAUGUCCUGUCUGAAGAGGAAAGGGUUAGCCUGACCAAGUACUUGCCUGACAUGGACGAGCUCACUUGUAUGCAAACUCUUAAAGAGCUCUUUGAAGGUACGAAUGUCCAUUUCGGCAGCCCUAUGAAGAUGCUGUUUCAGAUGCUAAAAGGAGGGUUGUGUGAACCUAGGGUUGCUCUUUAUAAAGAGGGUUUGACUUUUUUCCAAAAGAGACAGCACUAUCAUCUUCUUCGCAACUAUCAGAAUAAUUUGGUUAGCAAUCUGUGUGAGAUAAGGGAUGCUUGGCUUACAUGUAGGGGGUAUAGCAUUGACGAUAAGCUUAGGGUUCUGAAGAUAAUGAAGAGUCAAAAGAGUUUGUUGUAUGGCAAGAUGGAUGAAGAUAUUGUCAGUGACUCAUCUGAGAAACUGGAAUCAGGUGAUAAUACUUUGUGGGAUAAAGGGGCCAAGGACAGAAAAGGUGCUUUGAAACUGAAUCGCAACUCUCUACACAUGCUUGCCUCAACUCCAGAUUUUUCUUCGCGUAUUGUGCCACAAAAGGAACUGGCGAAGUAUGGGAAACAGAGUUUGAAGGGUAUGCUCAAGUUAGCUGGGUCGAAAGCACCACCAUCUUUUAGAGAUAUGAGGAGUCCUAUUCCUUCUCAUUAUGAUGGUAUGGAAAUGAAUACCAAGGCAUAUGGGUUGCCAGUGCCCCUUCGUCGUCAGAAUAAACAUGCUGCUUAUGAAUCAGCUGGGCCUGCCCUGCGGCUACAGGAUCAGAUUAGAAUACGUGAUAGUUUUGAUUAUGAUGACUAUGAAGAUAAUGACGAGGCAAUGCAUCUAGUUGGUGCCAAACAAGAUCGUAUUAUGGCACAUGGUAAUGUGAUCGACAAGUCCAGAGGUCUGAAGCUGGGAAGGAAUAAGCAGCGACCGAGAAGAAAUAAUUUAGGUGAUGACAGUUUCAUGGGUUCACCCUUUUCUUUGCAGAAUGAUAUCAAUGCCUAUGGUAAGCACAGAAAUACUAGCCGGCAGCCAGUAGAGGAAAUGUUCACUAAGCCACCUCAUGUCCGAAGUUCUGAACAUCAAAUGGGUAAAAAGAUGAAGUAUUCUGAAACCUUUCAGCAGUUUCCUUACGGUGAUAAGAUGAAUCACCUGAAAAUCCGAGGUGAAGAGAUGCCUCUGAAAGGAAACCGAGUUGACUCAUUGAAUGCUUCUGAACUCAUCUGGCAUAACAAUAGAUAUGAACAGGCUUUCCCCAUGGAUUCGUCAUCUAAAUACGACGAGUUCAAUAUCAGAAGUAAGAAACGAAAACCAGGGCGGGACUCCCCUGAUUUUAACUCCAGAGGUUAUGGAGCUUCCUCUCAUUUGAACGAUAGAAUUCUUCUUUCUGAAAUGAGAGAGAGACCAUUACGUGAGAAGGCCAGGAGAAAUUUUGUACAUAAUGGGGCACAUGUCAAGGGAACAACAGCAAGAGGUAAGGGAAUGUACAUGCGAGGUGAAGACACAGAAUCAGAUUCGUCCCAAGACUUUGAUGAAGGUGAUGAGGAAGAGGAUAACACUCCUUUGAUUCAUAACAAGUCCUUGUACUCCCAAGGGAUGGAGACUUCUAAAUCUUCCUUCUCAAAGUCCAGGUCAGUUGCUAGAAGGGCCGGCAGCUAUGUUACUAGCCCCGAUGUCCAAGAAAAUUCAAAUGCAUUUGAGGGAGUACCAUAUUUGUCCAAGAAUGUGGAUGUGCUUGAUGAUGACAUUGGUCAUGUUUCAGGACAUCUGUCAAGAGCUAAACACAAAGGAAAGAUGCAUGACAGCAGUCCAUUGGACAGUUCUGAUGCCAGAAUGAUGGACAGCAACAGAAAGGGAGCCCAUAAGUUGGGAAAGAAUGGAGGAAGAUCCCGUGGUGACUCUAAUGACAGGGUGCGAAUGCUCUCUCUGAAGUCCAAUCCUUCAGAAAGAAAUCAGAAAGCUCUUGAGAGCCAUGAUUACAGUGUUGAUGAAGAGGAUGGAAAGUAUGAAGAAGCUCAAAUGUUAGCAGUAGAUGAAAAGGCAGUAAUUCGAUUGGGGAAGAAGGGACAUAAAACCGAACCUCGUGUCCAUAAUAAUCAUAGCAAGUCGGACGUCUCAUUACUAGCAUGCAACACCGUAACAAAGAAACGGGCGGUAAAAGUGGAAGCAACGGAUGGUAGAGAGGAGGAUGUAAAUAUGGAGUCUACUGCCCUUGAAAUGCAAAAACUGGAUGACCCUGUUGUUCCAUUGAAGAAAAAGGCGAAAAAGAAAGCAAGGAUUGAAAGUGUAGCUGCUGCUGAUCUAGAAACCCAAGAGCCACCUGAAAUCAAAUUGCCAGAAGUGGAGGUGGUGGAAAUAAAACCACAGAAAAAACCUUACAUACCAAUCACACCUACUGUUCAUACAUGCUUCUCGUUUUCGAUUGUCCACCUACUUUCUGCAGUUCGAUCGGCAAUGAUCACUCCUCUUCCUGAGGACUCCUUGGAGGUUGUGACAAGACCUAUUCAGGAGAACAGACCGCAUGAUGAAGACGGUGGUACAACUAAUGGGUUUGUCUCUCCUGAGAACCUAGAUGCCCCUGCUCGUUCAAAUGUCCCUUCUCUAACGGUUCAGGAGAUUGUCAACCUUGUGAGAUCAAAUCCAGGCGACCCUUGUAUUCUCGAGACUCAGGAGCCACUCCAGGACUUGGUCAGAGGGGUUCUUAAGAUAUUUUCCUCGAGAUCUGCUCCUCUUGGAGCAAAAGGUUGGAAGGCGCUUGUCAUGUAUGAGAAGGAAACAAAAUCCUGGUCUUGGGUUGGUCCAGUUUCUCAAAAUAAUAAUUCAGCAGAUCAGGAGGCCGCCGAUGAGGAGGUUACAUCUCCUGAAUAUUGGGGCCUGCCACACAAAAUGCUGGUCAAGCUGGUGGAUUCUUUUGCAAACUGGCUAAAAAGUGGUCAAGAGACGCUUCAACAGAUUGGAAGUCUCCCCGAGCCACCUCUAUCUAUGAUGCAGACUAGCUUGGAUGAGAAGGAAAGAUUCAGGGACUUGAGAGCUCAGAAGAGUCUCAGCACAAUCAACCCAAGCUCAGAAGAAGUAAGGACUUACUUCAGGAAAGAAGAAGUCUUGAGGUACUCGAUCCCCGACAGGGCGUUCUCAUACACGGCUGCAGAUGGUCGGAAGUCAAUUGUUGCACCGUUGAGAAGGUGCGGAGGUAAGCCGACUUCGAAAGCGAGAGACCAUUUCAUGCUGAAGCGCGAUCGGCCUCCUCAUGUCACAAUUCUCUGCCUCGUGAGAGAUGCGGCUGCCAGAUUGCCCGGCAGUAUUGGAACUAGAGCUGAUGUGUGCACUCUGAUCAGGGAUUCUCAGUUUGUUGUUGAGGAUGUCUCGGAUGCCCAAGUGAAUCAAGUUGUGAGUGGUGCAUUGGAUAGGUUGCAUUACGAACGCGAUCCUUGUGUCCAGUUCGAUGGUGAUAGGAAGCUGUGGGUUUACUUGCACAGGGAGAGAGAGGAAGAAGAUUUUGAAGAUGAUGGCACUUCAUCCACCAAAAAGUGGAAGAGGCAAAAGAAGGAUCCUGCUGCCGAUCAGUCAAGCGAGCAAGAAGUUGGGGUCAGUUUAGAGGGGCUUAAUGGUACUGGUGUCGGUAACCAAUCUGGAUUAUUUGAACCGGGUUCUUCCGAUCUGAAUGUCGACCCUCCUGGUGGUGUGGAUGAUGAUGAUGGAAGAAGAGACGAUGUUAAUUUUGGUGACUUGAGACAGGAUGAUGUUGUGGAUGCCGGUCAUUUGCCGGAGCAUGGUGGCAACAUGCUACAAGACCACCACCAUUCGAUGGUUUGGGAUGCCCUCAGCAGCCUAGAUGUUCCUCCUCAUCAAGACCACCCCAAGUUAAGAUGUCACGAGAACUCGACAGAUCAGGAUUUCGACGACGAGAAUUUUGGAGAACCUCCUGGUGGGCUAUUGAGUUCAAGUUUGUGACUGAGGAAACGACAUCUCAGGUACUAUUUUCAACUCCUUUGGUGCACCUACUUUAUGCUUGAUCCCAGAUGAUAGUUUCUGUAUUCUGAGUGCAUUUUAUGUUUGUGGUUGGCAGGUGUUAAAAGUGGUCGUUCUACUCGUCCAUGGAGGAGAGCUACUGCGUUAGUUAGGCUGGCCUCCACUCCACAACAAGGCAUGUCUAUUUUUUUUUUUUUUUUUGGUUCCUAGUGAGGAAACAGGAUAAAAAAAUGGUCCUUUUGUUACCUUGUAUCUUUUUACCCUCUCAUAAAUGACCUUUUCGUCCUCUGCUUUUGUUCAAUAGCAUAGUUGUUACUUAGCCUCUGUAUUGUCUGAGAAAUGAAAGAGUCCAAUUACCCCCCCCCCCCCCCCCCCCCCCCCCCCCCCCCCCCCCCCCCCCCCCCCCCCAUUCGGCAGUCUCCGUGUACUCAUGUAGUAAGCUUUAAUUAACUGAUUUGACGAUUUUUUUUUUAUUUUUUUUUAUUUUUAUCCAAGAUAAGCCCCCAGGGCAUGGCCGAACAACAAAUAUAAUUCACUAACAAUACUCAAGAACGGUAGCCCGUAUGCAACCGGACUCCCGAUAAAAGAGCCUUUUUUGCCACAAGGUGGGCAGCUCUGAAAAAGCUCCGAGGAGCAAAAGGAUGCGAAACUGACACAGGGGACGAGAAAGAGAGAAAGUAAACUUCCCUUAGAUGGAGACGACUUCCUCAAUGUAGCAUCCCCAAUGGCGAAGUGUUCAAACCUCAAGGCGAAGUGUUAGCAUAGUGGUAAUAUGAGAAUAAUAUUACCAUACCCUG